This is a messenger RNA of Mus musculus (house mouse), 1822 nucleotides long. RefSeq names its product adaptor protein complex AP-1, sigma 1 (gene Ap1s1). The record is from RefSeq and is marked validated. Gene Ontology annotation, molecular function: clathrin-cargo adaptor activity. NCBI's taxonomy places the organism in Eukaryota, Metazoa, Chordata, Mammalia, Rodentia, Muridae. The coding region runs from base 546 to 1076 and encodes 176 amino acids. Gene Ontology annotation, cellular component: cytoplasmic vesicle membrane; cytosol; AP-1 adaptor complex. The transcript is spliced from 5 exons. Gene Ontology annotation, biological process: vesicle-mediated transport; protein transport; response to virus.
AGUUUCCGGGUCUCUGGAGUGAACCUCCUGUCUCGCUUCCUUGACAGCUCACCCGGAGUUCUGGCUCAGGUGGGCUCUAGGGUUUGCCGUCGGGGACCUAGGCUCUGGAAGACUCCCUACUUUGGCAAUCCCAGCUCUCCACCCUCUCCGGGGCAUUUUCUUUUCCGGAACCCAGGCCUUCCUGCUGUAGCUGUCACCUCCUUUUCUUAACUACACAGGACUCCCUCAGUUCUUCACCUUCCCUAUCCCCCCCACCAACAGUACUUACUUCUAGCUUCUGGGGUGUUGUUUUCUUUUAACUUAACCUGCUAAACUGGAAGUGUGGGACACACACAGAUAUCCCAACCCGGGCCAUGUUCUCAGAGCUGUUUGCUGGGAAUUGAGUUCAGGAUAUGGAAUGAGGAACCUCUGCAACUGGUAAUAAAACUAGGGCCAUGCGGGAAGCAGUGAGGACUCUGCUUGCUAGUUAUUCCACAGACAUUCCCUAGGAGAGCCCUCCAGGGUGACUAUGCCCCUGUCUGAGGGACCCAGUGAUCAGUCACCUGAUGUCUCAGAAGAAAGGUCAGGCCUUAGAGUGCACACCUGUAACCUGGUACUCAGAGAUGCGAUUCAUGCUACUGUUCAGCCGGCAGGGAAAACUUCGGCUACAAAAAUGGUACCUGGCCACCUCAGACAAGGAGAGGAAGAAGAUGGUCCGAGAGCUCAUGCAAGUCGUCCUGGCUAGAAAGCCCAAAAUGUGCAGCUUCCUGGAGUGGAGGGACCUCAAAGUUGUCUAUAAGAGAUACGCCAGUCUCUAUUUCUGCUGCGCCAUCGAAGGCCAAGACAACGAGCUGAUCACACUGGAGCUGAUCCACCGAUACGUAGAGCUCUUGGACAAGUACUUCGGCAGCGUAUGUGAGUUGGACAUCAUCUUCAACUUUGAGAAAGCCUACUUUAUCCUGGACGAGUUUCUGAUGGGUGGGGAUGUCCAGGACACCUCCAAGAAGAGUGUGCUCAAGGCCAUUGAGCAGGCUGACCUGCUGCAGGAGGAGGAUGAGUCGCCGCGCAGUGUCCUGGAGGAGAUGGGCCUGGCAUAGCCCCGUCAGCCAGCGGGGGGCCCUGUGGACCGGGGGAAGACAAGACAAGACAGCACUUGGGGGCUGUUUCUCUCACCUCUCCCCCAGACCCCUUCUCUUGGAGGGACUCGGCUGCUUUUCCUCGGCCACCUUACCUACUUUAGAAGGAGCUGUGGCUCCGGCCCUUCGUACAAACAUUCCCUCCUUCCAAAUCUCCCUUCCCUCCACCCUCUACCUCUCCCAGCGAAGGUUUUAGGAUCUAGAAGGGAGGAAAAACGUGACCUGGAUGGGGGUGCUCAGUGGCUUCCAUUUUCCUUCCUUUGAAGAAGCAUUGUUGAGCCCAGCCAUCCCUCGCCCUCCAUGUGCCCUGUAUGGCUGUAAAUAUAUAAAUACGUCAGGUUAAAGGGAAAAGGUUUCCAGGGCUCUUUUCUCUCCUCUGCCCCAAAACCUACCUCCACGCCUCCCCAUAACCAGCCAGGGCAGCUUCUCUGCCUGGGAGGGGCUUUGUCCUCUCCAGCCCCCACUUCCUCCUGGGCUCCAGUGUCCAGCCAGGGCCAGGGAAGGGAGCCACAGAGUUAACGUUUUUCUAACCUUGCUACUUGGAGGGAAGGGAAGGUUGGGGGAGAGGCCUGCUUUCUGGGACACUGACCCUGUCCCCUUUCCUCCACUCCACGGUGAGGGUGCGGCAGGAGCCAAGCAGGUGGCAUGGGCCAAGUGGCUGCCUUUAUCUCCUUUCUUCUGAAAUAAAAGGAAAAAGUGUUUCUGGA